CGGCCUCCUCUACCUCAACCACUGCGAGCUCCACCGCGCCGCCUGUGUCACUGGGAAGGCCAUUCACAUAGACAGGACAAGGAAGUGCUUCAGAAAAGGUCUCCAGCCCAUCACCUGGGACAACAACGCGCCCACGUCAGCCACCCCUGCCCCUGACCUCUCCGACCCCGCCCUCAAGCAGCUGACCCCCAUAGUCCGAGAUGACCUCACACAGGGCGGAGGAGCUGUCCUGACGACCCGCUCGCCCUUCACCCUCUGCUCGAUGCAGCAGUAUGAGAUCCUGAAGGAUAACCUCCUGCUGUACCACCACGCACGGCUCAUGGCAGAGAAGGGGCGUGGCUCUGAGCGAGAGUACCUGGUCGGCCUCAUGUUCUCCAAGUUUGACACCAACAACAACGGCGCUCUCGACAGGGAUGAGCUCGUGCAGGUCUCGCAGGCCGAGGAGGUGAGCCGCCUGGCCGAGGAGUGCUCGCUCGUCGACAUGCUCCGCUAUGACGACCCCAACGGCGACGGCCACCUAAGUCUCAACGAGUUCUAUACGGCCUUCAGUAAGUUGUACAGUGUCUCCGUAGUGUCCCUAGAUAAGGCCCUGGAGGUGAACCACGUGUCCGCCAGGGUAGGGGACAACCUCGAGAUCAAGUGUGACGUCACGGGCACGCCAACGCCACCAAUUGUCUGGAGAAGAAAUGGUCUCGACCUCGCGGCUCUCAACUCCGAGGACAUCCGCGUGUUCGUGGACGGCUCCCUGUACCUCACUCGCCUCCAGCUGGUCCACGCAGGCAACUACACGUGUCAUGCGGACAGGAACAAGGAUGUUGUGCAGACCCAUAUCCUCACCGUGCACACCGUACCCACAGUGCAGGUCACCCCCCACAUCCAGAGUUUACGCCCGGGAGAGGAAGCCAUCAUGAACUGCCGGGCCACUGGAGAACCCUUCCCAAAGCAGGUGGAGUGGCUCAAGAACGACGAGCCGUUGCGAGUCGACAUCCCACACAAGUACGAGGUGGUCGGCAACGGCACGCAGCUCCGGGUACGCAACAUCGGCUACGCAGACACGGGCGCCUACAUGUGCCAGGCGACCAGCGUCGGGGGCAUGGCCAGGGACAUCAGCUCGCUCGUCGUGCAGGAGAACCCGGCGCCCACCGGAGAGCAGCAGGAGAGCCGCGUGUUCGUCUACCACGACUGGGGCAUCGCCGUCUAUGAGCCGGACGAGUGCCGCCUCUUCCACGUCAUCCAGGGCACUGACGUCAUCCCCGGCACGCAGGAGUACGUCUGCGGAGACAAAGGCACCAACUGCUCGUGGGGGCGCGCGAUUAACGUGGCCGAGCGAUACAUCUACGUCACGCAGCCAAGGAGAGACAGAGUCCUCGUUGUCUCGGUUCAGCAGAUGGUCGUCGUUGAUGUAAUUGUGACUGACCAGUAUCCUGUCGACUUGUCCUACGUCCCCAACCUCGACCAGGUCUGGGUGCUCAACUGGCGUUCGACCAAAGAUGAAGGAGUGAAAACCAUACAGGUUAUUCGGGACGCCUCGCAGAAGAAGAAGCACCACACGGUUCACCCGGAGCCGAUUGAUGGACAUUUCGACCUUGUGAAAGACCUGUUCGUGCCACCUACACAGGACCUUGGCCAUGACUUCCGCUACGCCUACGUCACCCACACCAACCAGCGAGGUCUGUACAAGCUCGACCUGGCCAACAUGAAAUACGUGAAGACCGUCGACCUCACGCCAUACAACUGUGUUCCUCAGCAUCUCGUGUUUUCGUCACUCCACGGCCUAGUGGUCAUGGAUUGCCAGGAGCCCGUGACCGGCCGGCGCACGGGUCAGCUGGUCCUGGACUACCUCACCGACGCUGUUCUCAGCCACAAGACCAACCUCAUGGGUCGUCCUCACGUCGUCCCCGAUUCCUCGCUUGUCGUCACGGUCGAUACGCUCUACCACGUGAAGAUUGUCGUUCAGAAAGUUACAGAUCACGGACUGGAGUAUGUGUAUGACGUCAUCACAACUCUGAAUGUGAGUGAUGUGACCUUCUUCCCCUCACGUCUGACACACAGCUAUGACCUGUAUGCUGCGUCUACAGACAAGGACGACAUUUUCUUCCUCGAACUGCACACAGGCAAAGUCGAGAUGAUCACGGGCGUGGGCAAGGCGAUGCCCCCCGAGCUGGCCGAGUGGAGCAACACCAACCGCGCCAUCGUUUCCGCCGGCGUCUUCGGCCACUACAUGGUCUCCCCUUCAGAGGCCGCCAUCUUCGUGAUCAACGGCGAGACACGUACGGUCAACUGCGAGAUCGGCUCGCUGGUGCACCCCCGCCUGGCCGUAUGGGUGACGAAGAAGUACAUCU
Messenger RNA from Penaeus monodon (black tiger shrimp), 2342 nucleotides. Its product is annotated as follistatin-related protein 5-like. Gene Ontology annotation, cellular component: membrane. Gene Ontology annotation, biological process: adenylate cyclase-activating G protein-coupled receptor signaling pathway; cell surface receptor signaling pathway. Lineage: Eukaryota; Metazoa; Arthropoda; Malacostraca; Decapoda; Penaeidae. Gene Ontology annotation, molecular function: G protein-coupled receptor activity; protein binding; calcium ion binding. The record is from RefSeq and is a predicted model, not a curated record.